This is a messenger RNA of Rhodofomes roseus, 764 nucleotides long. RefSeq names its product thioredoxin-like protein. The transcript has 3 exons. The record is from RefSeq and is a predicted model, not a curated record. Gene Ontology annotation, molecular function: oxidoreductase activity. NCBI's taxonomy places the organism in Eukaryota, Fungi, Basidiomycota, Agaricomycetes, Polyporales, Fomitopsidaceae. The coding region runs from base 95 to 589 and encodes 164 amino acids. Gene Ontology annotation, cellular component: mitochondrion.
GUCAUCGGCCGGGUCGUCACUCACAUUCUCCUCCUACCUUGCUUUUCCCCAUUCACGACCCCAAUCAUCCUACCACUAAUUCGCUUCUCACGGCAUGUUCUCAGCAUUCAUACGAUCUGUCCCGCAAAUAUCCAUAUUUCAUAGCACAUCCUCUCCCCCGUCUAUAACCGCGUUGCAGCUCCUCCGCGCAGCGUUGUCUUCCCCGUACCCUCCCUCCAAGCCGAAUGCGCCUCCUCUGAAGUUCAAUCUCGAGGUCGUCGAGAACAAGCCCCCAACUAGUGAUCAGCUACGGACUAUCCUAUCAUACAUCCCAGCCGCAACUUCUGCGUCGGGCGGCGUCUCACCAGACGUCCUUGUCUCCUCUCAUCCGACGGUGGAGGCGCGACCCACCAGCACUGAAGACUUUGCGAAACUCGCCACGCAGAACCUCCAUGCUCUCAAGUGGCCAAUUGUGGUCAACUGGGAUGCUGGCCGGGCUGCUGUGGGAGAUGUAGAAGGUGUGAAGAGCAUCUUGGAGGAGCUUCGGAAGAAGAGGGAUGGAGAGGCUACGGAGGACGGAGACCAUAAGCCGAAGGGCUGGUUCUCAUGAUCUCCGACAAGUAUGUCAACGCCUUCAGUGUACUUGUAUGAUGUAGCAAACGGUGACUCCCACUCAAAGCCACGAUACUUGUGGUCAUUUCAGGCGGACACGGUUUCUUUCUUGGCACACAAUGACCGAUUGCAAACCGACUUGCUGCCCGCCUUUGAAUCCUGAACUUUUUCUA